GUUCUUACUCCCAUACAGAACGACGUCGUGAUUGGAUGAUAUACUUCAGCGGUGGGUCACUCGUUUGGCGCGCAUAAAACCUCACACUCAUUUGAGCCGCGCCAUUUGCCUGUCGUCUUUUUCUUUUUUAUAUUAUUUUUCAAACUCGCGUUCAUUAUAAUCUACUCCUCUGUUUUGCCGGCAACUGGUUCACUGUGCACCCGUAACAGCGGAGGAUGACCACCGGCGGCGGUGGGGAGAGCUCGUCCAUCGAAGUCACGGCAACGUGGGCGGUGGCGGCGGUUUGCUUCGUUCUGAUUGCGGCUUCCAUCCUCAUCGAGCACGGCCUUCGUCUCGUAGCUAAGUACUUGGGAAGAAAGAGGCGAAGAUCUCUUCUUCACGCUCUUAACAAGAUCAAAUCAGAUUUGAUGCUUCUGGGGUUUAUUUCCUUGUUACUGUCGGUACUCGAGAGGCGAAUCGCGACCAUAUGUAUUCCGAGAGGUGUCGGUGAAUCUUUUCUUCCUUGCAAAAACCUCACUAUUGUUAUGGAGGAGGAAUCCAAAUGUCAGCAACAGGGAAAGGUUUCCUUGAUAUCAAGAGUUGGUGUGCAGCAACUUCAGAUGUUGAUAUUCUUUUUGGCUUUCUCUCACGUCCUCUGCAGUUUCCUCACGUUUAGUCUUGGGACUAUAAAGAUGAAGAGAUGGGAAAACUGGGAGGCAGAAACUAGAUCACUCGAAUAUCAAUUUUCAAAUGACCCAAUGAGGUUCCAAUUUAUUCAUCAAACGUCAUUCGGGAGGCGGCAUCUCCAAUUCUGGAGUGAACAGAGAAUGCUACGGCUGCCGGUUAGUUUUCUCCGUCAAUUCUUUGGAUCAGUUUACAAAGUAGAUUAUUUCACUCUUCGACAUGGGUUCAUAGCGGCCCAUUUUGCCGAAGGAAAUAAUUUUGAUUUCCAAAAGUAUCUGAAACGAGCGCUUGAACAAGAUUUUGAGGUGGUCAUAGGCAUGCGUCUUUGGAUCUGGUUCUUUUCCGUACUCUUCAUAUUCUUCAACGCAUAUGUAUUUCGGAACUAUGCUUGGCUCCCCUUCAUCCCCCUAGUGAUGCUACUGGUGGUUGGGACUAAGCUGCAAGGCAUAAUCACCAAAAUGUGCUUGGACACCAAUGUUAAAUCCCAUGUUGUCAGAGGAACUCCGCUCGUUCAACCAGGAGACCACUUCUUCUGGUUUCGUCGACCACAAUUGCUACUCCACCUUAUGCAUUUCAUCUCAUUUCAGGUAGAUAUUUUUUUUUUUUUUUUUUUUUUUAANGAGGUCUUGUUUCCACCAAGAAACGGAAGAUAUCGUCAUAAAGCUAGCGAUGGGCGUUAUGAUCCCCAUUCUCUGUGGCUACGUCACUCUCCCUCUAUACGCUUUGGUCACUCAGAUGGGCACGUCCAUGCGUAAAUCCGUAUUCUCUCCGGAAGUUGUCGAGGGCCUCAAAAGAUGGCGGGAUAAAGCCAGGCGAAACCUGGCCACAAAUACGAGCCCGAAUCCAGCGCAACUUUCCUUGGACCCGUCAGUCGAGUCCUGUCCUUCUUUCAGCACUCUCGAUGCUUCUCAUGUGCUUGAUGUGGACUACAUGAGUGAUGAUGUGGCAGAGUCGGACGGGAGAUUGGAUGGGGAAAUAGUAGCAGAAAGGCCGCCCGUGCAACGUGGCUCGUUCGAAGGCUUUGAUUUGAAGAGAGAGUUGACAAGAGUUGACAGGGUGAAGCUAGCCGACCUCACUUAGAGUGUAAUAAGUAUGACAGGGUGAAGCUUUUGUAUAUUGUGUGUGUAUUUUUUAGUGUUAAUUUAUUGAAUAUUGUAGCAAAUGGUUUAUAAUUAUAUAGAUUGUUGGUACAUUGAUGAUGAUUAUUUAUUGAAGCCGAGCGAGCAACUAGGAGCACAAGUCCUUCAAUAGGAUCUGAUUGGUAUGUCGUGAAUGACGUGGAAAUGGAAUGAUUAUUCCUUUAUUCAUUCUUAUUCUCAACGCAAAACUUAUGUAUAUGGGAUUAGUCAUUUUAUAGCUAAUGGAUGAUUUUUUUUUCUCA
This is a messenger RNA of Striga asiatica, 2044 nucleotides long. The record is from the annotation of a GenBank genome assembly. Lineage: Eukaryota; Viridiplantae; Streptophyta; Magnoliopsida; Lamiales; Orobanchaceae.